Messenger RNA from Canariomyces notabilis, 1098 nucleotides. Its product is annotated as ribosomal protein S5 domain 2-like protein. NCBI's taxonomy places the organism in Eukaryota, Fungi, Ascomycota, Sordariomycetes, Sordariales, Chaetomiaceae. The transcript has a single exon. Bases 1 to 1098 code for a protein of 365 amino acids. Gene Ontology annotation, cellular component: cytoplasmic exosome (RNase complex); nuclear exosome (RNase complex). The record is from RefSeq and is a predicted model, not a curated record. Gene Ontology annotation, biological process: U4 snRNA 3'-end processing; nuclear polyadenylation-dependent mRNA catabolic process; U1 snRNA 3'-end processing. Gene Ontology annotation, molecular function: mRNA 3'-UTR AU-rich region binding.
AUGGCCGAGCCCGAGAGCACCACCGCCACCACCUCGGCGUCACUGACCUUCAGCCGGCCAGUCUUCGCCAAACUCUCCCCGCACCCAUACCUCCUGCGCAACCUCUCCCCCGCGGAUGGGCAGCCUGCGACGCGCACAAACGGCCGCACGCCGCGCGAGGCCCGUCCCGUGCAGAUCAAUGUGUCGUCGCUGUCGCACGCGCACGGCAGCGCGCUGGUGCGCACGGGCGACACGACCGUCAUCUGCGGCGUGCGGGGCGAGAUCCUCCCCGUAGGGCAGAUCCCCCAGUUCCGGCCGCCUUCUUCACAACAACAACAACAAGAACAAGAACAAGAACAAGACGGCAGUUCCGCCGCGGGCAGGAGGGAGCUCAAAGAGUACGACCUGCUCGUGCCCAACAUCGAGCUCGCCACGGGCUCCGCCCCGCAGUUCCUCCCCGGCGUCCCGCCCACCCCGCUGGCGCAGACGCUGUCUACGAGGGUGUACUCGCUCUUGCAUGCCACGGGGUUGGUGAGGGCUGAGGAUUUGAGGGUGUGGUAUAUGCCUCCCGCUGCUGCUGCGGAGGGGGAGCAAGAUCAAGGAGGCAGAAUGGAAGGGGUGGAGGGUUCUGGGGAAGAUGAAGAGGCGAGGGAGCAACAAUUGGUCGCGUACUGGGUGUUGUACAUCGACUUAUUGUUUAUAUCAUUCGACGGGAACCCGUUUGACGCGGCGUGGGCGGCGGUCGUGGCCGCGUUGAAGGAUACGAAAUUGCCGGCGGCGAGGUGGGAUCCGGACCGGGAAAUGGUGGUUUGCUCGCGGACCGAGACGAAAAAGUUGGAUGUAAGGGGCUUGCCGGUGGCGUGCAGCGCGGCUGUCUUUCUGGAGAAGGAGCACGGCGAGCCGGGCGAGGGGAGGCAUUGGCUGUUGUUGGAUCCAGAUCGGCUGGAGGAGAGUCUGUGCAAGGAGGUGAUUACGAUGGUGGUGGAUUGUAGCGACGGAGAGGCCAAGGUGAAGAGCCUGGAGAAGCAGGGCGGAACGGUUCUCGGGAGGGAGCUGAUACGGGCCUUUGCAGGCGUUGCGGAGGGGAGAUGGAGGGAGGUCAAGGAGGCGAUGAGGUGA